Molecule: messenger RNA, 5377 nt
Organism: Caretta caretta (loggerhead turtle)
Lineage: Eukaryota; Metazoa; Chordata; Testudines; Cheloniidae
Product: V-type proton ATPase subunit S1
Cellular component (GO): proton-transporting V-type ATPase complex
Molecular function (GO): ATPase activator activity
Source: RefSeq, a predicted model, not a curated record
CACGGACUGAAGCUGUGAGAACGAAGCAAACCAGCAGAGAGGACGCUGCUGGACUGUUAUCCUGUUCUGCGUUUCUUUACAGCUAGUCAGUCAUAUACUAACCCAAGUGGGAUCAUGGCCCUAGUCUGGCUGUUCUACUCCCUCGCUGUGCUGCUCCAAUUGGCUCUGUCUGUGGACCAUGUACCUAUGCUGCUCUGGUCAACUCACAGCUCACUGUGGAACUCUGAAGCUACUUUACAUGAGGGACACAUUAUCUCAAAGCAGGAGCUGCAUAUGCUACUGCAGCCUGUGUUUACCCAGGAUUCCAAGAACCUUGUCUUGUUCCUUCAAGAUACGCUUAGCAUCGAUGACUUCAUGCAUUGCAGUGAAUCUUAUGAAAAUGAGAAGCCAUUUCACAAUGUUCAGAAACUCCUUGAGUCUUCAUCAUCCUCUUUAGUUUUAUCGGCUGUUGACUGUCAGGCUACCAGUUACCUUUUGGAUUAUCUUCAAGAAUCAAUGGAUUGGAAGCUAACAGACAUAGACGAGUUUGAGAUAUCUAAGCUGGAAGUAGACACAUCCAAGCCCAACAUAUUUGUGGUAAAGCUACAGCCAGUCAGCAGAUUAAAUGAUAUUUCUACAAAGGCUUUCGCUGCAAAUGACAAAAUAAUUGGAAGACUGACUAUGAUUCUGCAAGAACAAGGAAUUCAGUUUUCAGUAAUUUACACUGCAGUGAGACCUUCACGGAUUCCCAGAAGACCCGAUGUAGUGUUGGAAUCAAGACGGCGACUCAUGGCCACUGAAGCACAAGUGACAGAUGAAUACUAUCCACUGAAUGUGACCAAUGGAACUAACACAUGCAUCCUCUUUUAUGCCAGUAAUUUCAGCCUCACAGCCAACAAAUCAGUUCAUGUGGAUUUGACAAAUUUAACAUUUGUGUCCCGUAAGGUGGACUUCAGUUCAUCUGUUUGUUCAGCCACCAAUGCAACGUUGUCAUUGAACUAUACUGGGUUAGUGGAUGGAAUCAACAACCUAAAAAUAAGAUUUCUAAUGACCAACAAGUUCUAUGCAGGCUCCGCUCGAAAAUGGUUUACUUUAGAUUCUGUUGAGAUUGCACAUGACAACCAAGUGGUCGCUAGAUUUAAUGUCUCCAUCAUUUCUGCUCCUGCGGAGUAUUCAUUUCAUUGUCAGCUGGUGGGGACCAGCAGUCGCUGUGGUGCAAAGCUGAUUCCAGCCAACAGUGGAGCAAAGAGCUGGGAGGUUUACCUUUCAGAGUUCCAAAUUCAGGGCUUCAAUAUUCAUAAUAACCGGUUUUCAUACGCAAGCGACUGUACAUCUUUCUUCUCCCCUGGAAUCUGGAUGGGCUUGGUGACGUCAAUAGUUUUAUUAUGGAUCCUGACCUAUGGAAUCCACAUGAUCAUGCAGCUCACAACAAACACUAGAUUUGAUGAUCCCAAAGGCCAAGCUCUGUCAGUUCCUCAAACAGAGUAGCAAUGGAUUGUUUUGACAUUGCUUAAACGUUUCUUUUUAGUAAGAUUAUGUUUUUGUCAUGGUUAUUUUUAGUAAAAAUCAGGGACAGGUCACGGGCAAUAAACAAAUAUUCACACAAGCCUAUGAUCCGUUGGUGACUUUUACUGACUGCUGGGGUGGGGGGAGGACAGACAGCCCAAGCCCACCAUCAGGGGAGGAGGGGGGCUGAAGCUGGAGAAGUCAGAGAGAUUUGUUAAAAUCAUGGAAUCCAUGACCUCCAUGAGUAAAUUAUAUCCUUACUUAUUAGUGAUGUACGAUUUUUAUGUUCUUUCCACUUUAUAGUGAAUGUACCCUAAGCAGUUAGUGUAACAGAAAGGUUUAGUAAAAUUCCAACAAAUCUGGACAAUGAAAUACUUCCUGAGAAAGGGAACCUUACUCCUGGCAACACUGAUAAUUCUGCCAGCUGUUACCCAUUUGUUCACAGUUUUCCGAGUUAGUCUACACUGAGAUUAAAAAGCCACUGGCAUCGAGUCUCAGAGCCCAGGUCAGCUGACUCAGGCUUGCAGGGCUCAGGGUGAGGGGCUAAAAGUUGCAGUGUAGAUGAUUGGGUAGGUGAUUGGAUGUGGGGCAGGAUCCCAGGCUCUGAGGCUCUGCAAGGUGGGUCUCAGCCCAGGCUCCAGCCCAAGCCCCAAUGUCUACACUGCAGUUUUAUAGCCUUGUAGCCCAAGACCCAUGAGCCCGAGUCAGCUAACCCAGGCAAGCCACGGUUCUUUCAUCCCACUGUACACGUACCCUUAGAGGCCUGAGGUGAAGCCAAUGGCAGUCAUGAUUCUAGCCAGCCAUUAGAAAGAAGAGUAAGAACUUUCAGCAGAUUCAUUAUUCUUGGGGAGAGGAGGAGGUUGGGUGCUUGUUUUUUUUUUUUAAAAAAAAGACAUUUCCAUGGUAUUUUGGAGAUAAUCUUAGAAAACAAAGUCUAUUGAAACUUCUCAAGACUCCUUUAAAGUUUUUUCCCUUAAGUAUAGAGAAUAUCACAAAAAAGAUAUUAAUUACGCAAGAGGCAAAAAGGUGAAGUUUUUGAUGACAAUUGACAUAUGUAUUUUAUUUUGGCAGUGUGAGUAACAGUUGGGAAAGUGGUAGAGAUACAUAAAUGAAGUGGAAGCAUGUUUUGAAAAUGUUUACCUUUUAAAAAAAGACAGCAUUAUUCAGACUACCCUUCAGAGAUGGCAGGAGCUUUACAGAAACGCAACUUCUGAAUUAUUGCUAGAAACUAAAGUUAAAUGGGAAUGGAAUAUUUAAAAAUGAAUAUUGGAAACAGAGAUUAAAAUAACGUUACCCUGUCAUCUGCAAAAUAUGCUUUUUGUCAUAUUUGAAGAAAAAAAUUAGUUUGGGGUUGGUAAAAGCCAAUGAGAGUUUGGUGCCUGAUUCCCAUUUCAAUUUUAAUGGGAUUUGGCUGCCUAACUCCCUUAAACGCCUUUGAAAAUUCCAGCCUUAAAAGAGACCUGCAAAGGAUUUGUUGAAAAUUGAAAACCUAUUUGUAGGGUUCCAAAAGGGGAAUCUUUCUUGCUGUUGUUCAGAAAUAUGUCAAGCCAUUUAUUGUAGAAAAAUGCAAAUGUGUGUAUCUUUGAGGAUUCCUAGAUAGUCUCUUUGGUUUCAAAAACAGAUCUCUUAGGAGAACCUUCAGCAUAUAGUGAAAAACUGUGGGAUCAUUACAUACAUCGGCAUUACCAAAUGCAGUUAGCACCUGGUUGAAGGUGCAACAUAAUCACUCUAGAUCAAUUGUGUCUUGUUAGCAGACUUCUCCUGAGAAAACCAGACAAGUAUACACUAAAUAAAUAAUAGACUAAGGCCAUGUCUACACUGCACUUUCGUCGUUAAAACUUCCAUAGCUCAGGGGUAUGAAAAUAACCCUCCCCUGCAUGACGUAAGUUUUAACGAUGAAAAGCACGAGUGUGGACAGCGCAUUGUCACUGGGAGAUGCUCUCCUGGUGAUGAAGCUACCACCCCUCGUUUGGCUACAUUGUACACCUUACAAUGGCGUGGCUACAGCUCUAAGGUGCGCAAUGUAGACAUAACCUAAAUCAAGUGACCUUGGAAAGUUUUUUUCAAAAUCUAAUGUUAUAUAAUGUUGUAUCACAAUGAAUAGUGGUGGUCUAGGGCUAGUCUUUACUAGAAAAUUAGAUCUUGUUAGAAUGCCAACCCUGAAUGUUAAACUCAACACAAUGUUAAACUCAACCUUGCAGUCAGUGUAGACAGUACCAGUUAUGUUUAACAUUGACUCAGCUGGCUGCAAGUAACUUCCUUAACAUUCUCCCUUUUGAGCUAUCAAGUUGUAGCAUUGCAGUGACUAUGAAAAUGAGAUAACAUUAUGUUAAUGCUGUAGUUUGUCUACAUGAGGAGGCUCUUGUGAAGUAAGCUGGGGUGUGAAUUUAAAGCCCAAGAGCUAUUCUACACUAGCUCCUCUGUUGACACUCUUAAACCAAAUUGAGUACCUUUUUGCCCUGGUCUACACUAGGACUUUAGGUCGAAUUUAGCGGCGUUAAAUUGAUGUAAACCUGCACCCAUCCACACAAUGAAGCCCUUUAUUUCGACUUAAAGGGCUCCUAAAAUCGAUUUCCUUACUCCACCCCUGACAAGUGGAUUAGCGCUUAAAUCGACGUUGCCGGCUCGAAUUUGGGGUACUGUGGACACAAUUCGAUGGUAUUGGCCUCCGGGAGCUAUCCCAGAGUGCUCCAUUGUGACCGCUCUGGACAGCACUCUCAACUCAGAUGCACUGGCCAGGUAGACAGGAAAAGAACCGCGAACUUUUGAACCUCAUUUCCUGUUUGGUCAGCGUGGCAAACUGCAGGUGACCAUGCAGAGCUCAUCAGCACAGGUGACCAUGAUGGAGUCCCAGAAUCGCAAAAGAGCUCCAGCAUGGACUGAACGGGAGGUACGGGAUCUGAUCGCUGUUUGGGGAGAGGAAUCCGUGCUAUCAGAACUCCGUUCCAGUUUUCGAAAUGCCAAAACCUUUGUCAAAAUCUCCCAGGGCAUGAAGGACAGAGGCCAUAACAGGGACCCGAAGCAGUGCCGCGUGAAACUGAAGGAGCUGAGGCAAGCCUACCAGAAAACCAGAGAGGCGAACGGCCGCUACGGGUCAGAGCCCCAAACAUGCCGCUUCCAUGAUGAGCUGUAUGCCAUUUUAAGGGGUUCAGCCACCACUACCCCAGCCGUGUUUGACUCCUUCAAUGGAGACGGAGGCAAUACGGAAGCAGGUUUUGGGGACGAAGAAGAAGAAGAAGAUGAGGAGGAGGUGGUUGUAGAUAGCUCACAGCAAGCAAGCGGAGAAACCGGUUUUCCCGACAGCCAGGAACUGUUUCUCACCCUGGACCUGGAGCCAGUACCCCCCGAACCCACCCAAGGCUGCCUCCGGGACCCAGCAGGCGGAGAAGGGACCUCUGCUGCAUGUGUUUCAAUGAUCACAGGAUCUUCUCCUUCCCAGAGGCUAGUGAAGCUUAGAAAGAAAAAAAAAAACGCACUCGCGAUGAAAUGUUCUCCGAGCUCAUGCUGUCCUCCCACACUGACAGAGCACAGACGAAUGCGUGGAGGCAAAUAAUGUCAGAGUGCAGGAAAGCACAAAAUGACCGGGAGGAGAGGUGGCGGGCUGAAGAGAGUAAGUGGCGGGCUGAAGACAGGGCUGAAGCUCAAAUGUGGCGGCAGCGUGAUGAGAGGAGGCAGGAUUCAAUGCUUAGGCUGCUGCAGGACCAAACCAGUAUGCUCCAGUGUAUGGUUGAGCUGCAGCAAAGGCAGCUGGAGCACAGACUGCCACUGCAGCCCCUCUGUAACCAACCGCCCUCCUCCCCAAGUUCCAUAGCCUCCACACCCAGACGCCCAAGAACGCGGUGGGGGGGCCUCCGGCCAACCAGCCACUCCACCACAGAGGAUUGCCCAAAAA